This is a messenger RNA of Paraphaeosphaeria sporulosa, 1602 nucleotides long. RefSeq lists its product as uncharacterized. Lineage: Eukaryota; Fungi; Ascomycota; Dothideomycetes; Pleosporales; Didymosphaeriaceae. The record is from RefSeq and is a predicted model, not a curated record. The transcript is spliced from 2 exons. Gene Ontology annotation, molecular function: acyltransferase activity, transferring groups other than amino-acyl groups. The coding region runs from base 1 to 1602 and encodes 533 amino acids.
AUGGCACCGCCGAGGGUAGAAAUCCUGUCUGAGACGAGACUGCAUCCGGCCACAUGGCACGGGGAAGAAACGACAACGCCGCUAUCUAUAAUCGAUGCCUCGGUCGCGCGCUUCACGCCUGCCGGCGCUGUGUGGUACUUCCCUUCCCCGGCUCCGUUUUCCAUCCCAGACCCGCUUUCCCCAGAUCUCCUAAAGAAGAGCCUCGCACACACUCUCUCCGCAUACCCCCACUGGGCAGGCCAACUGCGCAUGACGCCGUACACACCCGAAUCCCCGGGCAGAAAGAGGAGGAAUGAAGAGAGAUAUGGGAGGAUGGAGGGAAGGAGUGAUGAUCCCGGCGUUCUAUUCGUCAGCGCGAGGGCGGGGUGCGAGAUGCGUGCCGCGCUGCCUCCACCGCAAGACGGGAUAAAGGACUGCGAUGGGAUGGUGAGGGAGGACGUCCUCCUCCCCGCCUGCGCACUCGCAGGGUACCUCUCCCCGGCUGAGCAUUGGGACGUCAGUGUAGCGGUGCAAGUUACGAGAUUUGCGUGUGGAGGUACGGCGGUGGGGGUGAAGAUUAGCCACUGUCUCGCCGACGCCAUCACGCUUGCGCGCUUUGUAAAGGACUGGAGUGCUACACACGCAGCCCUUCUUACAGACUCGCCGCUCCCGGAACUAGGCCCCGUGUUCGAGCCGUGUGUCCUGGAUUCGCGGGCGGGGCGGAGCCUGGAUAACGAAGAGCCUGAUGAGGCGGUCCUGGAGAAGGCUUACAGGCUGCCGCUGCAUCGGUACGAUUAUUGGUGUUCGGGGCAAGGGUCGAAAUUUGGUCCUGGAGCACACCAAGUGCCUGAGAUAUUGAUGGACGAGCCUAGGGCAAAAACAUUGGCGAGGAAGGGGGAGACAAUGCCGUGGAGUAGUUGGGAUGUCUCAGCGCCGGUGGGACAUGUGGUUGUGCAUUACACAUCUGAGCAGCUGGAGCGGAUAUGGAGCGCUGCGGCUGGAGGUAACAGUGGGAAAGGGAGCGGGAGGCUGAGCAGACACGAUGCGCUGGUGGCACAUGUCUGGGCGCUUGUGAACCGCGUAAGGGGCGCGGAAAACGGGGACGUGGACAGCGAAGUGCACUGCGAUAUCUCGAUUGGCCUACGCACGCGAGUCGAGCCGCCGCUAUCUCCGUCAUUCCUGGGCUCGCCGCUGCUGAACGUAAAGACGACGCUUCCGUGGUCUGUUGCCAGCUCCGUUGCCGCACUCCCGCGCAUAGCAUCCAGCAUCAAGGCCACCCUCUCUUGCUUCACGCCCGCAGCCGUAGCAGCCCAGAUCUACGCUACGGCGUACGAACUCGCGCCUCAGAGGCUGUGGCAAGCGUUCUUGGGACGGCAACACGUGAUUGUGACGAGCUGGGCGCAUACGGGACUGUAUGGAUGUGACUUCGGUACUGGGCUGACGCCGGCAUAUGUACACCCCAUUAUGCCGCUAGUGGAUGGGUGUGUGCAGGUCAUGGAGGCGCGGCCGACGGCUGUGGAAGCACCGCCGAACAGGUGGUACGACGCCGGCGUUGACGUGGCGAUUUAUCUUGAAAAGGAGGCUAUGGGGCGGUUGGUGAGGGAUGAGCAUGUACUGCUUUGA